AAAAAAAAUUCAUUAAUAUAUGAUUAAAAAAAAAAAAAGGACAGCAAACAUACUUUCCUUUUUUUUUUUUUUUUUCACUUCUCUCUCUUUCGUUUGAAAAAGUAAAAGAAACUCUUCCCCGAAACGGAGAGGUUAAGGAGAAAAACAAUCAUCGCAAUCACCGCAUCAGCCACCGCAGAUUUUAAAGACUGAUCAGAUAGUCAAAGUCACUCCAUCAGUUGACUAAUACAAUCAGCAUUUAGCCCAAUCACAAUUCACAAUCCCAUCUACCACUCUCCUUCCCAACUUAACUUAACCCUCCUUAAGCCGCUAACCGUUCCAUCCCUCCCCCGCCCGACGCUGCUAAGAACUUCCCGCUUUCGUCUUUUCUAGGACCCUAUCUCUCUUUCUCUCUCUCUAGAACAUGGCAUGGCAUGGAGGUGUAGAAGCAGUAGCUGAAUUGCGACCAUGAAAAGUUUGAACGGUUGACGGAAGCUAUGGACUUCUCCCGCAGUUGCAGACUCCUGCUUCUCUUCUUCCUGCUCGCUUUCGCUGGAUAUCGAUCCUGCAAUUCCCAAAUCUGCAACUCUGGGGAUCGCUAUCUCGUCUCCAAGGCCUUCAGGUCCGUCGCUGGUUUCGAACCCUCCAGCUGGUUUAAACCCCUUAAUUCCAGCUGCCUAUACCCUCCCAUCACUGAAAUAAAGCUCUCUUCCCGGAAUCUCGCCGGCACACUUUCAUGGCCGUUCUUCAGGAACUUGUCUCACUUGCAGAGACUCGACAUCUCCGGAAAUUAUCUGGUAGGGUCGGUUCCGGGCUGGUUGUGGUCGUCGAUUCAGACCCUGGUCGAAGUCAAUCUGUCCCAGAAUCAGUUCGGAGGGAGCGUCGGGUUCGACCCGUCGUACUCUUCGUCUCCGUCACCGAUUCGGGCCCUGAAUCUCUCCCGCAACAGGUUCACCAAUCAGGUUCGGCUGUCGGGGUUUCGGAAUCUCAAAGUGCUUGAUCUUUCGCACAACGAUCUGAGGAUUUUGCCUUCUGGGUUCACCGACCUCCCCCACCUCGAGUACUUGGACGUCUCGAGCUGCAACAUUUUUGGGAAAUCAAAAUCCGUUUCGACUCUCCGCACGCUGAAGUACUUGGACGUUUCGGAUAAUGCCAUGAACGGUACUUUCCCCGCCGAUUUUCCGCCGGUCCUUACCCUCGAGUUCUUGAACAUCUCGCUCAACAACUUCACCGGAGUCCUCAGCCCCGAGAAUUCCAAGAAAUUUGGAAAAGCUGCGUUUAUUCGUGCUGGGAAUUUCUCAGAAUAUUCGGAAACGCCACUUCACAAGCCCCAAUCCGUGAUCGUGAAAAGCCUCAAAUCAGAUGGGAAAAGACCUCUGGUCGUUGGAUUGUCCUCCGCGUCCGGAAUAUUAAUAUUCCUGGUCACGGCCUCGGCCGUUUGUGUUUGUUACUUUCGCCGGAAGAAAAAGAUACGGUCAAUGAAUAAAUGGGCCAUAUCCAGACCGAUUCAACCGCCGUUCAGGAUCGAGAAAUCAGGGCCGUUCCAAUUCGAAACCGAGUCCGGCACGUCAUGGGUGGCCGACGUCAAAGAAUCCUCCUCUGCCCCCGCGGUGAUGUUCGAAAAGCCGUUGAUGAAGCUCACGUUCACGGACCUAAUCGCCGCCACUUCGCAGUUCGGCAAAGAGUCCCAACUUGCCGAGGGCAGGUGUGGCCCUCUCUACCGGGCCGUCCUUCCAGGCGACCUCCAUGUCGCAAUCAAAGUUCUAGAAACUGCCAGAGAAGUCGCCCGGAAUGACGCCGUCGCCAUGUUUGAAGAACUCUCCGGGCUCAAGCACCCCAACCUCUUACCCAUCUCCGGCUACUGCAUUGCAGGGAGGGAGAAGCUGGUUUUGUACGAGUUCAUGUCGAACGGCGACUUGCACCGGUGGCUCCACGAGCUGCCGGCGGGGGAGCCCAACGUGGAGGAUUGGAGCUCAGAUUUGUGGGAGUAUCACAACGAAGGAGAUACUGUGCCCAGGUUGCGCUCGCCGGGAAAGAUGAUGUGGCGCAUGCGCCACCGCAUCGCGGUGGGGAUAGCUCGCGGGCUGGCGUACCUCCACCACGCGGGUUCGAAGCCCAUCGUGCACGGCCACCUCGUGGCCUCCAACGUCCUGCUGGCCGAUGACUUCGAGCCCCGGAUCGCGGACUUCGGAUUCCGGAGAGACGGCGAUGCGGGGUCGACGGAAGACGACGUGUACUGCUUCGGCGUGGUGUUGAUGGAACUUCUGACAGGGAAGCCGGGGUCGGAAGAGACGGUGUCGUGGGCGAGGAGAUUGGUGAAGGAGGGGUUGGGGGCGGACGCGCUGGACCCGCGGCUGAGACUCGAUGAUGACUCGGUGAGUGAGGCAGUGGAGAGCCUCCGAGUGGGGUACUUGUGCACGGCGGAGUGGCCUGGGAAAAGACCCACCCUGCGACAGGUGUUGGGCUUGCUGAAGGACAUACAUCCCACGGCGGACUUCAGUUGACCCACGGCCCUUGCUCACACGCGGCGGUCUUUGGUCUAAUGUGACGUCGUUCUGUUCACUGUUUUUAUUCGUUUUUUUUUUUCUUUUAAAUUAUUGAAAUGAGUAGACAAAGCUUUAAAGUAGAAAAAAAGAAAAAAGAAAAAAAAAAGAAGAAGAAAAAGAAAAAGAAAAAGAAAAAGAGAAGUGGACAAAAUGAGGUGGAGGGAUGAGUUGGGAGAGGAGGCUUCUUUUAACUUUGGGCAGAGAAUCCCACUGAUGGCCUUGUUUGUCUCUUUGGAAGGAGGUGGUAAUAUUAAGUUACUUCUAGUUAUUUCUAUUUUAUUA
Malania oleifera is the source of this 2807-nucleotide messenger RNA. RefSeq names its product calmodulin-binding receptor kinase CaMRLK. Gene Ontology annotation, molecular function: protein binding; protein kinase activity; ATP binding. The record is from RefSeq and is a predicted model, not a curated record. The transcript is spliced from 2 exons. NCBI's taxonomy places the organism in Eukaryota, Viridiplantae, Streptophyta, Magnoliopsida, Santalales, Ximeniaceae. Gene Ontology annotation, biological process: protein phosphorylation. Bases 477 to 2483 code for a protein of 668 amino acids.